Messenger RNA from Sugiyamaella lignohabitans, 1923 nucleotides. It is a transcript of the gene CHS2, whose product is annotated as chitin synthase CHS2. Gene Ontology annotation, molecular function: chitin synthase activity. NCBI's taxonomy places the organism in Eukaryota, Fungi, Ascomycota, Dipodascomycetes, Dipodascales, Trichomonascaceae. The record is from RefSeq and is a predicted model, not a curated record. The transcript has a single exon. Gene Ontology annotation, cellular component: cell periphery; cell septum. Bases 1 to 1923 code for a protein of 640 amino acids.
AUGGACGGUAUUGAUCCUUGUGAUGACAACGUUCUUGAUGUUUUAACCACCAUUGGUGUUUACCAGCCUGAUAGACUAAAGAAAAUGGUUGAUGGAAGAGAGACAGUGGCGCAUAUUUUCGAGUAUACCACUCAAUUAUGUGUUACUCCUAGCAACCAGCUUCUCAGACCAGCUGAAAACAACGAUUCUUCACUCCCUCCUGUCCAGUUCAUUUUCUGUUUGAAGCAAAAGAACUCCAAGAAAAUCAAUUCUCACCGUUGGCUUUUCAACGCUUUCGGCCGAAUGCUGAACCCAGAAGUGUGUAUUUUACUUGAUGCUGGUACCAAGCCAGCUCCCAAAUCGAUUAUUGCCCUUUGGCAAGCAUUUUAUAACAACAAGAACGUUGGUGGUGCCUGUGGUGAAAUUCACGCCAUGUUGGGUAAAAACUACAAGCUCUUGCUCAACCCACUUAUUGCUGCACAAAACUUCGAGUAUAAAAUCUCCAAUAUCCUUGACAAGCCCUUGGAAUCGACUUUUGGAUUCAUCUCGGUCUUACCCGGUGCCUUUUCUGCAUAUAGAUAUGAAGCCAUUCGUGGAAGACCCCUCGAACAAUAUUUCCAUGGUGACCAUACUCUUGCUAGUCGGUUGGGCAAAAAGGGUAUUGAUGGUAUGAAUAUUUUCAAGAAAAAUAUGUUCUUGGCCGAGGAUCGUAUCUUGUGUUUCGAGGUCACUUUCAAAGCAGGUGACAAGUGGCACUUGACUUAUGUCAAGGCAUCCAAAGCUGAGACUGAUGUUCCUGAAGGUGUUGCUGAGUUCAUCAGUCAACGUCGUCGUUGGCUCAAUGGUUCUUUUGCUGCUUCCAUUUAUAGUGUGAUGCAUUUUGGCAGAAUUUACAAGUCUGGCCAUAAUCCUCUUCGUAUGUUGUUCUUGCAUAUUCAACUGCUCUAUAACAUGGUUCAAUUGGUGUUAUCCUGGUUCUCGCUGGCUUCUUAUUACCUUACCACUACAGUCAUUAUGCAAUUGGCUGCUGACCCAAAUGCCUUUGGUGGCAGCUCCGAUGCAAAGAGUUUCCCAUUUGCCAAGGACGUCAGCAACAUCAUAGCACUGGUAUUGAAAUAUUUGUAUGCUUCUUUUGUUAUUUUGUCUUUCUUGUUGGCUCUAGGAAACAGACCUAAAGGUUCUAAAUGGAGUUACUACGUUUCGAUUGUCGCUUUCGGUAUCAUUCAGUUCUAUGUUGUAGCCAUUUCAUUCUAUUUGGCAGCAACUGCGUUCACUGAACAGCCCAUUAGUUCGGUCAGCGAGUUCUUCAGUAAUUUCUUCACAUCAAUCACAAGUUUAAUUAUUGUGGCCCUCGGCUCGACUUUUGGUUUGUACAUUGUUUCUGGUUUCCUGUACCUCGAUCCUUGGCACGUAUUCCACAGUUUCCUGCAGUACAUGUUCCUUAUGCCAAGUUUCGUCAAUAUCCUCAAUGUUUAUGCGUUCUGUAACUGGCACGAUGUUUCUUGGGGUACCAAGGGAUCUGACAAGGUCGACGCAUUGCCUGUUGCACAAUCAAAGAAGGAUAGUGAUGGUCUUACUGCAGUUGUCGAAGAAAUCGAGCGUCCUCAAGGCUAUCUCGACCAACAGUUCCAGCAGAUUGUGGAUCGCGCACUGGCUCCGUAUGUAGCCGAAAAGAGUGUGGAAAAGAAGAGCAACGACGACGAGUACAAGAGUUUCCGUACCAAUCUGAUCAUUCUGUGGAUUUUCAGCAAUUUAGCUCUGAUUUUAGGUAUCACUUCGACUAAUGCUAAUGAAGUUGGUAUCACUGCUUCAGUCAGUCAUCGUACUACCUAUUUCUUCGCAUUUUUGCUCUGGUCCAAUGCCGUUAUUGCUAUUUUCAGACUGGUAGGUAACGUCGUGUUCUGCACUCGCAGUUGGUUCAAGGUAUGCUUUUCAAAGAGAUGA